GCCAGAUCGCUGUCCUCCUGUGCCAAUAAUGAAUAUUUCAGUGACCUCAUAGCUGAAAGAGCAGUUCCACUGACACUUAAUUCUUCUUUGGCUGUCCAUAAACUGUGAAACGGAAGGAUGCAGAAGACCAUUCUUGACCUUUUUGUGAAUGAGUGAUAAGAGCACGAGAUUAUUACAAUUUUGCUGCAAAGAUGAGUUCAGAAGAGAAGAGUAUCUCUCCAGCUCACAAAACGUCCACUCCCUCACAUAGAAGUGCCUCCUCUUCAUCAUCAUCGCAGAGGGACAGGAGGCAGAGUGUUCAUAUUUUGGAGCGGAAGGCUUCUUCAGGAAGCACAGACCCUUCUUUAAGCAAGCAGUUCCUUGAAAAUGACCCUGUCUCUCUAUCCAAGCAGGAACCUGAUAGCUGGGAAAUCAUAGAGGGUCUAAAAAUAGGCCAGACCAAUGUCCAGAAGCCAGACAAACAUGAAGGUUUCAUGUUGAAAAAGAGAAAAUGGCCUUUAAAAGGUUGGCACAAGCGUUUUUUUGUCUUGGAUAAUGGAAUGUUGAAAUAUUCAAAGUCACCAAUUGAUAUACAGAAGGGCAAAGUCCAUGGGAGCAUUGAUGUUGGCUUGUCAGUUAUGUCUAUAAAAAAGAAGGCUCGUAGAAUAGAUCUCGACACAGAGGAACACAUCUAUCAUCUAAAGGUGAAGUCCCAGGAUCCAUUUGAUGCAUGGGUUUCAAAAUUACGCCACCACCGGCUGUACCGUCAGAAUGAGAUUGUGAGAUCUCCGAGAGAUGCUGGCUUUCAUAUAUUCCCCUCAGCCUCUACUACAGAGUCUUCACCAGCUGCUAAUGUAUCAGAUGGAAAGGUGCAACAAAAUAGCUUUCCCUGGCAGCCUCCUAUACCUUGCAGUAACAGCCUUCCUGCCACCUGCACUACUGGUCAGAGUAAAGUAGCAGCCUGGUUGCAGGACUCUGAAGAGAUGGAUAGAUGUGCAGAAGAUCUUGCUCAUUGUCAGUCAAACCUUGUGGAACUCAGUAAACUUCUUCAAAAUUUAGAAAUACUACAGAGAACCCAGUCAGCACCAAAUUUCACAGACAUGCAGGCUAACUGUGUAGAUAUUUCAAAGAAAGACAAGCGGGUCACGAGACGAUGGAGAACAAAAAGUGUCAGCAAAGAUGCAAAAAUUCAACUUCAGGCCAACUCAUCUGGAGAUAAUUUUAGUGAACCUAAAGUACCUAUCUUUUUUUCUUGCAUUCACUGUCAGGAAGGGCCGGUACCGAAGGGCCAGUUCAGCACAACACGACGCCGGCAGAGACUGGCAGCUGCAGUGGCUACAACAGUCCCUUUUAGUGCUACGAUGUCACCUGUACGACUGCAUUCAUCCAAUCCCAACCUUUGUGCAGACAUUGAGUUUCAGACUCCCCCAAGCCAUGUAACAGACCCUCUGGAGGGCUCUACUGAGUACAUGAAGCUUCAAGAAGAAUUCUGUCUGAUGGCACAAAAAGUGCAUUCUCUUUUGAAGUCUGCCUUUAACAGCAUAGCUAUAGAGAAGGAGAAGCUGAAGCAGAUUGUUUCCGAGCAGGAUCUUGCAGGCCACAGUGCUCAAAUAUCCCACCUCAGACAGUCCCUCUCUCAGGCUCUCAACCAGAAUGCUGAACUAAGGAGUCGCUUGAACAGAAUACAUUCAGAAUCUGUUAUUUGUGAUCAGGUUGUCAGUGUAAAUAUUAUCCCUAGUCCUGAUGAGACAGGUGAACAAAUGCAUGUCAGUCUGCCACUGUCUCAGCAAGUUUCUAAUGAGAGCAGGCUCUCGAUGUCUGAAUCUGUUUCAGAGUUCUUUGAUGCACAGGAAGUGCUUCUAUCUGCCAGCUCAUCAGAAAAUGAGGCUUCUGAUGAUGAAUCUUAUAUUAGUGAUGUGAGUGAUAAUAUAUCUGAGGACAACACCAGCGUUGCAGACAACAUCUCUCGGCAAAUUCUUAAUGGUGAGCUAACAGGAGGUGCAUUCAGGAAUGGACGGAGAACUUGUCUGCCAGCUCCCAGCCCUGAUACCAGUAACAUCAAUCUGUGGAAUAUUUUGAGGAAUAACAUUGGCAAAGAUCUUUCCAAAGUAUCCAUGCCAGUUGAGCUAAAUGAACCUUUGAAUACCUUACAACAUCUUUGUGAAGAGUUGGAAUACAGUGAACUCCUGGACAAGGCUGCUGAAACAGAUGACCCUUAUGAACGCAUGGUUCUCAUAGCUGCUUUUGCAGCAUCAGGCUAUGCCUCUACAUACUUCAGAGCAGGAAGCAAGCCAUUUAACCCAGUCCUUGGGGAAACUUAUGAAUGUAUUAGAGAAGACAAAGGAUUUCGAUUUUUUUCAGAGCAGGUUAGCCACCAUCCUCCCAUUUCGGCCUGUCACUGUGAAUCGAAGAACUUUGUGUUUUGGCAAGAUAUUAGGUGGAAAAACAAAUUCUGGGGGAAAUCAAUGGAAAUUCUGCCAGUUGGAACCUUGAACGUGACUCUUCCAAAGUAUGGGGACUACUAUGUCUGGAACAAAGUCACUACUUGCAUACAUAAUAUUCUUAGUGGAAGGAGGUGGAUAGAACACUAUGGAGAGAUAACAAUCAGAAACACAAAAAGCAGUGUUUGUAUUUGUAAACUCACAUUUGUCAAGGUGAAUUACUGGAAUUCAAAUGUAAAUGAAGUCCAAGGUGUUGUGAUAGAUCAAGAAGGGAAGGUGGUGCAUCGCCUUUUUGGAAAAUGGCACGAAGGUCUUUACUGUGGAGUUGCUCCUUCCGCCAAAUGCAUAUGGAGGCCAGGUUCUAUGCCAACCAAUUAUGAACGUUAUUAUGGCUUCACAAGGUUUGCUAUUGAGCUCAAUGAAUUAGAUCCUUUACUGAAAGAUCUUCUUCCCUCAACAGAUGCGCGAUUCAGGCCAGAUCAAAGGCUUCUGGAGGAAGGGAAUGUAGAAGCAGCAGCAUCCGAGAAGCAAAGAAUAGAGGAACUCCAGAGAGGUCGCAGGCGGUACAUGGAAGAAAAUGGCAUUGAAUAUGUACCCAAAUUUUUUAAAAAAGUUAUUGAUGCUAAUCAAAGAGAAGCCUGGGUUACCAAUGACACCUACUGGGAACUGCGAAAGGAUCCUGGCUUUAGUAAAGUAGAUAUUCCUGUACUCUGGUAAACUGAGAAUGUAGAUCUAGUAAACAUAUCACUGAAGAAAAAAAUAACUAUGCACAAUAUGUUUCUUAAAGCUAAGCGUGGUUCGUGGGUCUGUUGGAAAAUCCUAUCAUUUGCAUUUUUAUUCAUCUUUAUAAUGGACUUUUGAAAGUGCAUUAGACCAGGCCCCUGACCACUUCUGGAUCUUUCCAGUUUUGCAGCAGCCAUU
Calypte anna (Anna's hummingbird) is the source of this 3341-nucleotide messenger RNA. It is a transcript of the gene OSBPL6, whose product is annotated as oxysterol binding protein like 6. The transcript has 26 exons. Bases 192 to 3137 code for a protein of 981 amino acids. The record is from RefSeq and is a predicted model, not a curated record. Gene Ontology annotation, molecular function: cholesterol binding. Gene Ontology annotation, cellular component: cytosol; plasma membrane; perinuclear endoplasmic reticulum. NCBI's taxonomy places the organism in Eukaryota, Metazoa, Chordata, Aves, Apodiformes, Trochilidae.